Molecule: messenger RNA, 2498 nt
Organism: Ahaetulla prasina
Lineage: Eukaryota; Metazoa; Chordata; Lepidosauria; Squamata; Colubridae
Gene: TZMP1
Product: small integral membrane protein 27
Exons: 4
Coding region: 10-147 (45 amino acids)
Source: RefSeq, a predicted model, not a curated record
AGUUGGGCAAUGCCAACGGUAAACCGCCGAACUCUGGAAUGGCUCUACUCGCUGAUUCUUCUUGCUAUUGUAUUGCUUUCGUGGGGCUAUGUCAUUUAUGCAACACGAAUAGCAGCCAAAUGGCAAUUGAAGAUGUAUCCCAUAUAAGCCCAGAUUAUUUGAGACAUCUCCAGAGUGGAAUACCACAGAAAUAUACUAUAACUCCACAAAUAAUAAUCGGCAAAAACAGGAAUUCUCAGCUGGAGUGGUUGAGCUGCAGGAGUCUAAUUGAAGCUUCAGAAAUACAGCUAAAGACAACAAAACAGCUGUGAACAUCUGAUACUCAGUACUAUUAACAUAUAACUGAAAAAAUAUCUUUGAAUAUAAUUUUUUUAAAAAGAAUUUUACAUUUUUUCCACUUUACUGCUUAUUUCAAUAUGUUUCAGAAGAGUAAGGCUGGAAGGAUUACUGCAAGUCCAGUCAUUAUUACGGAAAAAUAACUAGAUACUUUGUGCAAAAAAGUUUGGUUUGGUUUUCAAGUUAAAAAUUACACUGUAAUACAGUGUACAGUAAUACAGAAAUAAACGCCUGGAUAUCUAUGGAAGGAUUGGCAAAAUAUGUAUAUACUAUCCAGUAAGAAUUUGAAGUUAAAGAUGUUCAAGUUAUUUGAUGCUAUUCUGAAAAAAAAUCCUCAUCAUACUGCUUCUAUAAAAUCCAAAAUCAGUUACUAAAUCAGGAGUAACUAAUAGAUUCAAUGGAAGUGUCAGUAUCUGCAAAACACCAAAAAGUUGUCCCCAAACUACCGACCAAUUAAUCUACCUGUGAAUGUUGUAAAUGAGAGGAUUUGUCGCACUUUUUCAUUGCUGUCAUAACUGAAUUGUUGCUGCACAAGGCAGAUGCCAAACAAGAACUACCUGUAAAUCUACCUGUAGAUUUAGGAAGUGGUAUAUGCUCUUGCUAUCUCCUGUGACAAUCUCUUGUUGCAGAUUAAUGACAAUACCAAAAUAAUGCUAUUUACUAACAAGCACAAGAGGGUAAAUUAUCACAAAGUGAUCAGAGUUUACUACAGGUAACCUGAUCCAGAAGUAUAUCAGACAAUGAUUAUUUGAUAAAGAAACUGAGGCCCGUUUCAUUCUAUUGAUAUCUUCUUAGAAAACCAGGUAUUCAGUUAUAAGGCUGUUGGAGACCUUAAUUUGAUUUUAAUGCCUCUAGAAUUAAAAGAAAUGAAUGGCAUUUCAUGACUUAAUAGUCAUAUGAAGUUUCUAGUUGGGGGACCUACAUAGUACACUAAUCUAGUAAAGACCAACCAUGCCCUUGUGGUAUAAGUUCUUUUAUCUGGAUAAAUGGUAAUGUAUAACAUCUUAACCCAAAUGAGAAAUAUUAGGCUACUGAUAAUUUGUGCAUACAUUACUUUUAACAAAUCAGUUCUGGGUUUAACUUUUAAACUGAAAUAAGCAUAUAACAAUAACUAAACCAAAUCUGAUCAGGGCAAGUUUUAUUUUUUAAUCUUUUGGGGUGGGGGCCUUAUAUCAUGAUAUGGGAUUGACCUACACUGUUAUCAUUUAAUGAAUAAAAUAUAUAAAUAGAGAACAAAGCCCAUACCUUUCUAAAACUGAAGACGUUAUCUAGUCAGAUAAUGAAACAGGCAAACAACCAACCAAACUCAGAAAGCUCCAAGGACUCUAAGAUCACAUUUUAAUUAAUUUAUUUCAUAAAAUGAGUUAUUCCUUAUGCCUUACAACAAAGUUAGAAACAAUAUUAAACAAUAACUAUUAAAACAUUAAAAACUAUAAAAAUUAAGGCCUUUUCAUCCAGCCAUAUAAUGUAAUCAAUAAGCAGAAAGACACCCUAGAUAUUCGUUAACAUACACAGCAAAAAAUUGUAACUAAGAGGAAAAAUAAAGACUUUAGUAAUACUUAACAUAGUCCUUGAUGUAUGACCCUAUUGGAACCUGUCCAUUAGGGUUGUAAAUCAAAAAUGUCGUAAAAUGAAACAGACUCAAUUUUACAACAUUUUAAUUUAUUAAAAUUAAAUUUCAUAAAACAAGUUCUUCUUUAUGCAUUAUAACAAAGAUCAAAACAAUAGUAAACAAGUAAUUAUUAUAAAAACAUUCUUCAUAACUUCCUCUUUUACCGCUUCAGGAGUCAAAGGAGAUACAAAUUCUGGUUCUUGUUCUUGUUCUUCUGGUUGCUUCAACCAUUGUUAAUCAAAAAUUAAAAACCAAGGCCUUUUUAUAUAAAGCUAUAUAAUGUAAACAAGAUGUAUAAGGACAUUAAAUAUUGGUUAAACUACAAAGCAAAAACUUGUAACAAAGAGGAAAAAAUAAGGUUUCUAAGAAUAUUUAACAAAGAAUAUAUAGUAAUUUAAGGCGCUUUUCUUGCUUUAGUCACUCUUUUUUCAUUCCUCUUGGAUCUUCUUUUCUGAGGAGAGGCAUUCAUUAUUCUUAUGAUUGGCAGCACCAUCUCUGGAACCUGCAGAGGAGGGUGUUGCAGAUCUACUAGCAUCUGUGGCACUAAAGC